This is a messenger RNA of Tachysurus fulvidraco (yellow catfish), 1036 nucleotides long. It is a transcript of the gene bcas2, whose product is annotated as BCAS2 pre-mRNA processing factor. Bases 75 to 752 code for a protein of 225 amino acids. Gene Ontology annotation, cellular component: catalytic step 2 spliceosome; precatalytic spliceosome; Prp19 complex. The transcript has 7 exons. Gene Ontology annotation, biological process: mRNA processing. The record is from RefSeq and is a predicted model, not a curated record. NCBI's taxonomy places the organism in Eukaryota, Metazoa, Chordata, Actinopteri, Siluriformes, Bagridae.
CUCUUGGGAGGCGGGACUUGCCGGAAUACGGGUAGGAAAGAAAGAAGUCGGUGUAAAAGUCCUAGUGUCUCAAUAUGGCUGGAGCGUCUUCGGUUGCCGGUGAAGUGUUUGUUGACGCUUUGCCUUAUUUUGACCAGGGUUAUGAUGCGCCAGGUGUCAGAGAAGCCGCUGCCGCUUUGGUGGAGGAGGAAACCCGGAGAUACAGACCUACAAAAAAUUACCUGAGUUACCUGACCACGCCGGAUUUUUCAGCUUUCGAAACCGAGAUCAUGAAGAACGAGUUUGAGAGACUUGCUGCACGCCAGCCCUUGGAGCUUCUCAGCAUGAAGAGAUACGAGUUGCCUGCCCCGUCAUCAGGCCAGAAGAAUGACAUGACUGCGUGGCAGGACUGCGUGAAUAACUCGAUGGCUCAGCUGGAGCACCAGGCGGUGCGCAUAGAGAACCUGGAAGUCAUGGCGGAGUACGGCACCAACGCCUGGAAGGUGUAUAACGACAACUUGGCCUUCAUGAUCGAAAACGCACAGAAGGAGCUGCAGAAGGUUCGGAAGAACAUUCAGGACUUAAACUGGCAGCGAAAGAACGAUCAGCUCACCGGCGGAGCCAAACUGCGUGAACUGGAGUCUAACUGGGUGUCCCUCGUGAGUAAGAACUACGAGAUCGAGCGAGCCAUCGUGCAGCUGGAGAACGACGUCAGCCAGAUGAGGCAGCAGCAGGGAGAAGAGAACAAGGAGAACAUUCGACAGGAUUUCUAAGUGACAAGCCUGUCCAGUGCAAUCUGGAACAACAGAUGGGUGCUCUGUCAAAAAAAAAAAAAAAAGACUCCAACUCUGCAGAAAAGACAUUUCCACGAAGAGCAUGGAGUUUGUUUCCAUACUGUGAAGUAAGCAGAGGAAAUGUUGUCGAAGGCCCGGAUAACGGCGAAAGCUCCACCGCACAGUACAGUUCAGCAAAACGUCUUCAGUUUAAUACGUUUGUGUUUUUCUUGUGUGAAUUUUUUUAUAGAAAACAAUAAAAGAAAUUUUUAAACAUAAAAAAA